CAAAAAAGGCGCCAAGAUUUUCUUAUAGAGUUGCGUGUUUAUCUCAGUAUUUUCUUGAAUAUUUUCAGCAAAAAGUGCAAUUUUCAUUAGUUUUCUGAGCAAAAAUGUCGCAUUUGCUUGCGGACAUCGAUGCCACAUGUGCAUCUCUGGGACUUUUUGAUGGGGAGCGCUAUAUUAGUGCCCCGGAUAGUUUGAACAGUUUGAAGCACUUGAUUUGGAUCUUGCGAAGAGAUGACGAUACUCAUCAAUAUCGCCGACACAUUGGUCAGUCGUCAGUGUUGAGAACUGACCUCCUUCCCAUGCUAGUUUGCCACGAUGAGAGCUCUGAGUACUUUGAUGUUCUACUGAGGCUACUACUAAAUUUGACUUGCUCAUCCUACUUCCUAUACCACAGCGAAGUGCCCAAAGACAAGGGAAGUCACAGAUUCUAUAUGCAGCUUAAUUUUAUCCUCCGGAAGUACAAGGAGGCCUUUGCCGAUGAAUUUGUGUGGAUUGUGCUGAAGAACAACUUGCAGAAGUUGCUCGAGACGACCAGUGUUGAACGGAAUGAAGAGCAGGAGCUUAUUAUUGAGCGUAUUCUCGUGCUACUGCGAAAUGUUCUACAAAUCCCAUCUGGGGCAGAGAGAGAGGGACAGCAUGACAGUGAUUCGCUCCAUGACCAAAUACUCUGGGCACUUCAGCAGUCAGGAAUGACUGACAUAAUCCUUUUUGUUCUCUCAUCAAACAGCGAAAAUCAAUAUCAUUUUCAUGCCCUCGAAAUUAUGUACUACAUUCUCCACGAGCAGACAGCAGAGGGACUGGCUCAAACGAAGCAGGAGAGAACGACAGAUGAGAAGGAGUAUGAUAACAACAAAUUGAGAGCCGUUAGGUGUGUAGAGAGAGAUAAAUUGCAGUCACGAACCCUGUCCGGACGCCAUUCGAGAUUUGGUGGGACAUACAUUCUCAAGAAUAUCAAAUCUGUCUCGGAGAAGGACGUAAUAUGUCACCAGAGAAUCGAGAAGGCUAUUAAUGUGACUUUCGAUGGGGAGAAGAAGAAAAAGAGGCAAUCAAAGGGUCUUAUUGGGGAUUUUACACCAGAACGCAGAAGUCUCUUUGCCAUUCGCAUCCAUCUCAGGCAAUUCUGCAUUCAAGUCCUCCAACAGGCCUACAAUCCUCUAAUCCGUCAAGUAAAGCGCAUCAUUGAUACCAAUCAGUACUCCUCUGGAGGUCAGGAUGAUUCUUACCUUUUCUGGGCUAUUCGGUUCUUCAUGGAAUUCAACAGACACAAUGGUUUCCGCCUCGACUUGGUCAGUGAAACUGUAAAUGUUCAGACAUUUCAUUGGAUUCUCACAAGAAUGCAAGAUGCCAUGGACAAUUUGGCACUGGAAAAGAAGAAUUUCAGACCAUGGGCCAAAAAGCUCCAUAUGCGUAUGUUGGCUUUUCGGGAAUGCCUUCUGACGCUGUGCACAAUGCAGAAAAUCAACGAUGAUGUCAAUCAAUGUCUCUUCAAGAAAAUCCAACACAAUAUAUUCUACGUAAUGGAAUUCCGAGAAAUAGUCCUUCAUUUGAUGCUCAAUUUCAAGGAAACGCAAGUCACAAAAUCCCAACUGAUCGAUACCGUUCAGAUGGGACACUUGUACAUGAGGAUGUUUGAGAAAUUCUGCCGUGGUACGGUUUUUGUACAAUGCCCAAAGGGGAAAGGCAGGAAGAAGUCAAAGAAAUCGAAAAAGCCAAUUCAGAAAAAAGCCACCAAGAGUUGGGGUGAAAUCUCGGGUCAGAUUCAUGAGAAUCUCACGAAAGAAUUGGCUAAAGAUGACUCCAUCAUGCCAUUUGAUGCUGCUUCGGACAAACCCAUUGAUGAUCAGAGUGAGGAUUGCAUGAGAACAAUAUUUUCAUUGCUUCAUUCUGAAAGAUUCGAACGUGCAGUUCUCUAUUUACGUGCUGCCAGGGAAGUAUGGCCAAAUGGGGCUUUUGGUGAGGAAAAUGCCUCAGUUGACGAUAAUUUGGAAAUAUUGAAGGCUAUCUAUCUCGCCAAUCUUGAACAUAAUCCCGAAAAUGAUAAUGAAACUGACGAUGAUGAGGGUAAUGAGAGUGAAGCUGAUGAAGAAAACUACACAAACUUCACCGAGAAGCAAUUUAAUUUUGAUGACUUUGCUAAAAGAUUGCUCAAUCCAAAAAUAAUUCGUUUGUGUGUUUUGGUGCUUUUUGAGUGGCGAACACUAUCGACAAAUGUCCUACUGAGUGUAGUUUCGAUACUACAUCAAAUUGCGGUGAAGUUCAAAAUGCCUGAAAUGCUGUGUCAGGCAUCGCUAUUUAGGGUUUUCCAGGAAGUACUUAACGCCCCCAGGGAAAGCCAUCAUGAGGAGCUGAGGCGUUUGGCAAUUUUUAUUGUGAGACGUUUUGUCGAGAAUUCCCGGAAGAAUAUGAAAAUCUAUGCAGGACUUUUCUUCUACAAAACUAUUAGGGAUUGUGCAGAUGAGGAUGAUGCACCAACGGCUAAGGGGGCAAAAGGGCGUAAGGGCAAAAAGACAGCGAAUCCAACCAAUUCAUCAAGAAAUAAUCAAUCUGAUGAUGAUGAUGAGGCUGAGCCCAUGGAUAGUCGAGAAGUGACUCCUGAACCGUCAGUUGGAGGGAGGGAAGUGAGCAGGAUAAAUCAGAGUGCAAAUCAAGAUUUCAGUACACGUGAACCGCAAAUGAGGAAUAGAACUGAAAAUAUCGAUACAGAUGGUAUUCGGGAGAUUGUUGGGAAAUUGAAAGAACAAUUCAAGAGUGCCCUUCACUGGCUUCAAGAGACACUCAAUGACGAAAUUCAGGAGAUGACAGAAGAUGUUCUCGAUGACGACGAAGACAAUGCUGUUCCGCUUGUUCCGCUCUUCGAGGAGCACAAAGUGGCUCUCGAGAGUGUCGAAUUUCAACAACUUCUAAAGGCACUGGGAAUGCUUGAGCCGUUGGAAAAUGAGAUUUAUUGGCGUAUUCCCAAUAAUGUGGCAAAAGAGGAGCUGCAGAGUCGCUGUGACCUUCUGGCUGAUGGAAAUGGAUUACAAUGUAAUAAGCGUGUCAGAUCCGACAUCGAUAUCUCGUGUCCUGAGGUGGAAGAGGAAAAGACGAAUGAGCCAAUUGACGAUGAUGACAUCGGUGUACGAAAGAGGCGAAAGGUUCACAAUGCCAUUGAUAGCGAUGAGGAUGCUGAUUGAAGUAAUACAAUGUAAUAUGUGAGAAGAAGAAAUAUUGAUUAUUCACCGAAAA
This is a messenger RNA of Phlebotomus papatasi, 3225 nucleotides long. RefSeq names its product protein timeless homolog (gene timeout). The record is from RefSeq and is a predicted model, not a curated record. NCBI's taxonomy places the organism in Eukaryota, Metazoa, Arthropoda, Insecta, Diptera, Psychodidae. Gene Ontology annotation, biological process: DNA repair; DNA replication checkpoint signaling; replication fork arrest. Gene Ontology annotation, cellular component: replication fork protection complex. Gene Ontology annotation, molecular function: DNA binding. The coding region runs from base 105 to 3173 and encodes 1022 amino acids. The transcript has 11 exons.